This is a messenger RNA of Clarias gariepinus (North African catfish), 919 nucleotides long. It is a transcript of the gene gatc, whose product is annotated as glutamyl-tRNA amidotransferase subunit C. Gene Ontology annotation, molecular function: glutaminyl-tRNA synthase (glutamine-hydrolyzing) activity. Gene Ontology annotation, biological process: mitochondrial translation; glutaminyl-tRNAGln biosynthesis via transamidation; regulation of translational fidelity. Lineage: Eukaryota; Metazoa; Chordata; Actinopteri; Siluriformes; Clariidae. The record is from RefSeq and is a predicted model, not a curated record. The transcript has 5 exons. Gene Ontology annotation, cellular component: mitochondrion; glutamyl-tRNA(Gln) amidotransferase complex. The coding region runs from base 106 to 753 and encodes 215 amino acids.
CAUGUUAUAUGCGGCUCUACAAAUAGAGCACACUCACCCGCUCAUCUGCUAAACUACGAUCAGCUCACCAUGAUCUCGCGAGGGCUUAUCGCUUCAUGAGCAGACAUGUCUCACAGCGCUGGUGUUAGAUAUAAUUUAGUUUGUGCUGCUGGACAAUUACUGCGAUCCUCGGCUUUUAGCGCCAUAACCCAAACGAGGAAGAUCACCACGUGCACACUGCGGCGGUUAAACCCAGCCGCGCCGCUGCGGCCUUCACAUCCUCGGUGUGUCUUAGAGGAGCUCCCCGCACACGGUGCGUCUCACUGGGCCAAAAGAGCGAGGUGGCGCCGCUGGACGAGCUCAAGUCAAUCUGGGUUCGCUUCAAGGGUUCCACAGUUUCCCACAUGGGAGCCAGUAGCUGAGAGCCAGCUUCCUCCUUCUACUAAAGUCUCUGUAGACCUCGUGGACAAGUUGGAGAGACUCGCUCUUGUAGAUUUUGGCAGUCAGGAAGGCGUGGAGUGUCUGGAGAAAGCGAUUCGGUUCGCCGAUCAGCUCCAUGUGGUAGAUACAGAAGAUGUGGAACCUAUGGAUUCUGUCCUGGAGGACAUAGCUGUGUAUCUGAGAGAAGACACGGUGACGGAGGGAAACUGUGCAGAGGAUCUUCUUCGGCUUUCCAGAUGCACAGAGGAGGAAUAUUUUGUAGCACCUCCAGGAAACAUUCCUCUCCCAAAGAGAGAGGAACGAAGCGCCAUGCUGAAGCACUCAGAGCUCUGAAAGCAAAAAGAUCAAGCAAGACACUUUGUUACAAUAAACAUGAAGACCUGUUUAAACAAUCUGUCUGUUUCUGUUCAUAUUAAAUAAUACGAGUUAUAACUGACUACAUAUUAAUAAUUCACUUAGAUAAUGGCAGGUUCUAAUUUCCAUAGCUGAAGCAAUGCGA